Messenger RNA from Peromyscus eremicus (cactus mouse), 1020 nucleotides. Its product is annotated as olfactory receptor 3A1-like. NCBI's taxonomy places the organism in Eukaryota, Metazoa, Chordata, Mammalia, Rodentia, Cricetidae. Gene Ontology annotation, biological process: G protein-coupled receptor signaling pathway. Gene Ontology annotation, molecular function: G protein-coupled receptor activity; olfactory receptor activity. The transcript has a single exon. The coding region runs from base 1 to 948 and encodes 315 amino acids. The record is from RefSeq and is a predicted model, not a curated record. Gene Ontology annotation, cellular component: membrane.
AUGGAGUCCAAAUUUAAGAUCAAUGGGACGGCAGUUACUGAGUUCAUUCUUCUGGGCUUGGUAGAGACAGCAGGACUGCAGCCAGUCAUCUUUGUGAUCUUCUUCUUUGCCUACCUGCUCACAGUUGGGGGCAACCUAAGCAUCCUGGCAGCUGUCUUGGUGGAACCCAAACUCCACACUCCCAUGUACUUCUUCCUGGGGAAUCUGUCCAUGCUGGAUGUGGGGUGCAUCAGCGUCACUGUCCCAUCAAUGUUGGGUCGUCUCUUGUCCCACAAGCGUACAAUUCCAUAUGGAGCCUGCCUCACACAGCUCUUCUUCUUCCAUCAGCUGGCUGGGGUUGACUGCUUCCUGUUGACAGCCAUGGCUUAUGACCGGUUCCUGGCCAUCUGUCGGCCCCUCACCUACAGCACCCGCAUGAACCACACAGUCCAGAGGAUCUUGGUGGCCACGUCCUGGGCUUGUGCCUUCAGCAAUGCACUGACCCACACUGUGGCCAUAUCCACACUCAACUUCUGUGGCCCCAAUGUGAUCAAUCACUUCUACUGUGACCUGCCCCAGCUCUUCCAGCUGUCCUGCUCCAGCACCCAGCUCAAUGAGCUGCUGCUCUUUGGUCUGGGUGUCCUCAUGGCUGGUGCACCUGUGAUUCUCAUUGUCACCUCUUACAUCCAUGUGGCAGCUGCAGUUUUGAGAAUCCGAUCUUCUGAGGGCAGGAAGAAAGCCUUCUCCACAUGUGGCUCCCAUCUCACUGUGGUGGGCAUCUUCUAUGGGACAGGUGUCUUCAGCUACAUGAGGUUGGGUUCAGUGGAGGCUUCUGACAAGGACAAGGGCAUUGGUAUCCUUAACACUGUCAUCAGUCCCAUGCUGAACCCGCUCAUCUACAGCCUUCGGAACCCUGAUGUACAGGGUGCCCUGAGGAGGGUGCUGACAGGGAAGCGAGACAUGGCAUGAGGGUGCUCAGGAAGUCAGAACACAGUGCAAACUGGGCAUGGUUGUGCACACUUAUAGUCCCAGCACUUGAGA